AAACUGGACCAGAUCACGUCGCUGGCCGACGAGGUGCGCACCGUGCGCGACCGCAAGGUGCGCACGCAGCGCGACCACCACACGCUCACGGCUGAGAGGCAGCGCGUGAAGGAACGCUUCGCCGCGCUCUACAGACACGUGUUCCAAAAUCUCCGCGACGCUGAGGGCAGGCCGCUGUCGUCAGCUCAGUACUCGCUGCAGCAGGCCGCCGACGGGAACGUCGUGCUAGUGCCCAAGAUGCAGCACGACCACCCUAUGAACCGGUCCUCUGACGACGACAUGGACCGCAAGAAACACUACGAGUGACACUCGACCUGGUAGCAGACAGACAGGCGGACAGACACGCGCAACAGCCACGCUUACGCGUUCAUAAUGAGUUAACAGAGUUUAUACCUCGUUGAAUGACUGACAUAUUCCAAAAUAAAUAAAAAAUACUUAUUUUGGAUUGGUGUCACCAUUAUAGGGUACCUAUUAAAUUCUCAACUGUACGGCAAAUAUAAUUGAUACAUGGUAACUAAAUAACGCUUUCCUAAAACAACAACACAUUAGGAUAAAAUCUAUUAUUGCUAACGCCGAGUGGAUACAUUUGAAAUAUUUUGAUUGAACUAACUCGCACUGUAGUUAGCAAUAGAUAUAUAUGUAUAACGCGUUGUAUACUUGUAUUUGAACAACAAUAUACAAAAAUUGUCUGUCGAAUGUCGCGUGUGGAACUGUCAUUAUACUCAAAAAAGAAAUAUAGGAAGAUAAUACGAUGUAUUGAGAUGAGAGAAAACGACUCAAUAAAAAAUCGUUACACAUUUACUCAAUAUCUCGUGUUUCUUUCCUGCUUGGAAAAAACUGUCUAAUUGACAGUUAUUUUAUACCUGGAUCUGGAUAUAUGUCUAACAAAAGUAAUAACAUCUGAAAAUAGCCAACACAUGAAACAAAUCGUAUAUUAAGACAAUUAAUAACAACGCCAUUCGAAUAUCUACCUUACGAUUUAAACGAAAAGGUUGAAUGUCAUGUGGGCUUCGAUAAUUUGUAUUAGCUUCUGUAUAAACAUAUAGAACAACUCACAGAAUUCGUACUCAAAAUGAAGAGUAGACUUAUCAAGGGAUCUACAAAAUAUUUAUUUAAUCAUUUUGUCUCAUUUACAUAUUUUCUAAAUCGCUUGUAAAAGAGGGAAGUGAAAAAACCUCUUGAUAAGUUUUUUCUUAAAUGAAACAAGUGUUAAAGUCUCUGACACUAAAUAUUAUGUAAACGUGAACAUUUGAACGACUUAAGAUAACUUUAAUAAUGUCAGUAUGCCUCUUACUCUCACGGUAUAUGUUAGAAUGAGACAGUGAACUGGCAUUAGGUAUUACUGACUUCAAAACUUGUAUUAGUUUUUUGUUUGUAGUUCGUUUUUUUUAGCAUUAGAAAAAGACUACGCCAUCUUGACGUGUAUUUUAAUUGAAAAACGCUUUUUAAAAAUCAUUAACUAUUACUUAUGAAAGCAAAAGAAUGUAAAUAAUCGUAUAUGAUUCAGAAUUGUUACAUAUUUGCCGUGACUUAUUAUUCAAAAGUGUUUUUCAAUAAAAAGACGUCAAGAUCGUUUACCUUUUUUCUAAUGCUAAAAAAACGAACUAUAAUGGGAAACCAGUGAAGUUGUGUUGUACAUAAAAUAACGAUACAACACAAAAUGAUUGAUAAAUGUUGUAUUUUUGUCAAUCUGUGCUUCAUUCCGAUAGGUAUUUAAAGAAAGGUGAACAAUGUUAUAGAAAAUGACACAAUUCAUGUGUCAUUUAACAUUUGAGUUGUGUCUAGCAUAUUAAGCAGGCGAAUCUAAUUAGAUGCGAUAGUGACAUCUAUGUAUUGAUUUACAUUUUUGUUUCUGAUUAAAUAAAUGGUAUGUUUGUUUGCCCUGAUAUUACCUAACUGAAUAUAAUAAACUAAUUUUUCACUACGUUAAGGUUAACGUUGUAUAAGCAUCGCUAACCAACGCUUUUUCAUCACCGAGUAAAUGAAAAAAAAAAAUGUGAUAGAAAGAUUCCAUUUUUAUUUAGUUUCAAAUUAGAUUUUUAGGUUCAAGCCGAUUGCCUAUUCUCUAGAGCUUGGCCUGUUUUUUUGCUUACCAUAAACGACUGAUAAAAUAAAAAAAAAUAGAAUAAAAAUAUAAAUCAUGGUGUCGCUGACGCCGGCGCGUUGCAAUAAGUAAUAUAGUUUGGCAAGACAUUUCCGUUAGUAGAAAAAGGCGGCAAAUUUUAAAUUUGUGGGCGCGUAGUGUUGUCCCCUCAUAGAAAAUUUGAAUUUGGCGCCUUUUUCUACUGAUAAUGUGGGUUUGCCAGAGUAUACAAUAGUUUGUAAACACUUUUUGUAAUAUAUUUUCUUUAUAAGUUGUUUAUUUAUGUAUAAAAUAAUUAAAUAAAAAAUAAAAAUAGUAAGUAUCUGAUUGUUUUUGUGAAAAGGUUUUGUUUAAACCCGUUUUGGAAGAAAGUACAAAAUUAAAGGCAUAUGUGUACAUAUGAGUUUAUAUGAAUAUUACAUUGCAAAGUGCCCCUUUUACCACGGCUUAUGUUAGAAGGUUCUUAAAAUAUAGAAUAGUCUAUGGUCUUAGGAGCUAUUACUUGAGUAACGUGUAGAGAUGUAUGUAACGGUAUUUUGAAGUUGAUCAUUUGUUUAUUUUUCGUGAUCUUUUGAAAUGUCGUCGCCGAUUGAAAACAUUUCAAAGACAACAUCAAAAAAAAAGCUUUAAAAGAAAUUGUGCCUACCUCUAAUAAUAAGAGUGGGGUACUCAAAAA
Molecule: messenger RNA, 2759 nt
Organism: Cydia splendana
Lineage: Eukaryota; Metazoa; Arthropoda; Insecta; Lepidoptera; Tortricidae
Product: segmentation protein cap'n'collar-like
Exons: 4
Biological process (GO): regulation of transcription by RNA polymerase II
Cellular component (GO): nucleus
Molecular function (GO): DNA-binding transcription factor activity, RNA polymerase II-specific; RNA polymerase II cis-regulatory region sequence-specific DNA binding
Source: RefSeq, a predicted model, not a curated record